Messenger RNA from Olea europaea var. sylvestris, 2931 nucleotides. RefSeq lists its product as uncharacterized. The transcript is spliced from 3 exons. The record is from RefSeq and is a predicted model, not a curated record. The coding region runs from base 1894 to 2703 and encodes 269 amino acids. Lineage: Eukaryota; Viridiplantae; Streptophyta; Magnoliopsida; Lamiales; Oleaceae.
GUCAAAAUAAUAAAACUCAUAUCUUUUUAUGAAAUAUUUGAACUUCACACUAUAGGACUGAACUUGCCCUUUAGAAAAGAUUGUCGAACUAUAUUUUAGGUAGGAUCUCAAAUACCUAAAUACUGAUUACGAUUCGAGUAGAUAAGAUUUAAGCAAGAUUUAACAUUUGUUCUAAAAAAUUUAUUUCAAUCCCUUUUGGAUAUAAAGUCUAGAUUUUUCCAAUUUAUGAAUAUUAUAACAAUUCAAAAGAAUAAAAAUUCACCAAAAUUAACAUGAUGCAUCUUCUGAGAUCAACUAAUAGGCCUAAUGUGAAAAAUUUUAUUUGUCUAUCAAUAUUAGAAAAUCUUCUUAUUUAAGUAACUAAUUUUUUACUUAACAUGAUCCUCAGCCAAAUUGCGCCAUUUUCUUUGUCAGCAUAAUUAACUCAAUUAUUGGAAAGCUUUUGACAAAGGUAGAUAUCAUAAUUUUAAUUCGUCAACAUUGUAUAUAUUGAUUAAUGACCAUUUUGUAUAAAAAUGAAAAUAAUGAACUCAAUCAAAAAUUUCAUUUUUCUGUAUUUUAUGCAUUUCUAUCGUUGAUAACUAUAAUUACUCAUCAUUAUUGACUUAUUCCAAUUUCAUAAAUUCUUCUAUAACAUUUUCUUCAAAUAUAUUGCAUAAUUAUUAAAGUUCACAAAUUUUAUUUAUUUAAACUGUAGAUAAUUAUAGUGCAAAUUGUGUCUUUUCCAUCUAUAUAUUGUACUAUUAAUAGUUUCAAAUAUGGAACUGUGAUAAAGUUUUAUAAAAUUGUAGCUAGCUAUCAUUUCCACCACAAUACAUGUGUAGUUUCAGAUGAAGGACGAAAAAUAAUGCUUCAAGUGGUAUAAAUAUAAUCUUAAAUUUAUUUUUAAUAAUAAAGUUGUAGUAUGUAAGAGAUCAUUCAUCGUAAUAAAAAGUUUUUACCAGCUUCAAUUUUUAAGUUUAUAUAUAAAAAUUAUGUUAGAUUUGUAUAUAAAUAAAUUUUUUGAUUAAUGAAUAGUUUUUUUAAAUAAUUUUUGCAGAUAUCGUUAGAAUAUAUAUUAUCUCCAAAUCAAUGGUUCUCUACUACAAUUACUCAAUUUGCAAAUCAUGAAUAUCUUAAAGAGUUUGUAGAACUUAUAGAUGCAAACGAUUAAGCUUCUUUAUUGUGCAGUCCGUUCCAUGAAUUUAUUUAUGGAAGUUUGUAUAAAGAACAAAAUAAAAAAUUUAGUAGCAAAUUAAUACAUGAGUUUAUAAUGAGACUUAUCAACUGCGGCGAAAAUAAUGAAAUUUGGGUACAAGUGGACGAUUAUGUGGCCCGUUUUGGUAUGCAAGAAUUUUGUUUAAUCAUUGGAUUAUCACGUCAUGAAGUUACUGUGAAUCUUGAUUUUAGUAAUACUCGACUUAGGGAUGAAUACUUCAAUGAUACAAAAAGAAUUACUAUGGUAAGACUUUCUGAAGUAUUCCACAUGUGUCAAGAUCGAGAAGACAAAUUUAAGUUGGGAUUAGUUAUGUUUGUAGAAUGCGUUUUAAAACCAAAUGGAAGGCACAUCGAUUUCAAAACUCUUGGAAUGAUUGAUCAACUUGAUGAGUUCUUUACGUAUCCAUGGGGACGUAAGGCAUACUUUGUUUUAUUAAAUUCAUUGCAAGAAUCGUAGCUCGAAAGAGUACGAAGAAUACAACAAAAUGACCAAACAGACUGUAAAUAUUCGUUGCAUGGUUAUCCACUUGCAUUCCAGGUAUUUUUCUUUUAUUUUUUUUCCUAUUACAUAUAAUUUAAUCAUAUAAAUUCUUACUAUUGUAGUUACAAUUGUGCAACAUCAUAACACUUUUUUGGUAAAAAAACAAUGUAGGGAUUCCUCUCAUACAGGAAUGAAGUUUGUUAUGGAGAUUCUUAAUGGAAAUGAUAAGCGAUGUCAAGAGAUGUUUCGAAUGGAAAAACAUGUAUUUUGCAAAUUAUGUGACAGAUAAAGAAGUUAUGGGUUUAUGUUCAAGUAAAGGAGUACAAUUAGAAGAGGCAGUAUGUAUUUUUUUGAUGACAUUGGGAUAUGGUGUUGGUAAUAGGAUGAUUCAAGAAAGGUUUCAACGUUCAGGUGAAAUAGUGAGUAGACAAUUUGGGAUUGUACUAGAAAAAAUGAUUGAUCUCGCUUUACAAGAAAUUAGACCACUUGAUAAUUAUGAUGAAGUUCCGCUCUAUAUUAGAUCAAAUUCUAAGUAUUGGCCUUAUUUUAAGGAUUGUAUUGGAGCAAUUGAUGGAACACAUGUUCGCGCAUCACUUCCAACGAAUGAGCAAAUCCCCUACAUUGGUAGAAAGGGAUAUCCUACCCAAAACAUUAUGGUCGUGUGUACUUUUGACAUGCUAUUCACCUUUGUGUGGCCAGGGUGGGAAGGAACAGCGCAUGAUACACGUAUAUUUUUGGAGGCUCUACAAAGCAUUGAUCUAAAAUUUCCUAAACCAUUGGAUGAUAAAUACUACUUGGUUGAUGCGGGCUAUCCAAAUAUGAAAUGUUAUUUAGCUCUAUAUAAGGGAGAAAGAUACCAUCUUCCUGAUUUUAGACGUGUGGUAGUCAACCUAGAGGCUCUCGAGAAGUUUUUAAUCAUGCACAUUACUCACUACGAAGUGUUAUUGAACGUUGCUUUUGGGUAUGGAAAUUGCGAUGGAGAAUAUUACUCCAUAUGCCAAAUUUUGAUUUUGAUAAGCAAGUAACUAUUGUUACGGCUUCAAUGGCACUGCAUAACUUUAUAAGAAGGAAGGCUAUAGCUGAUUUGAAAUUUCAAAAAUACAAUGAGAAAGAAGAUUAUUUGAUCGAUGAUGAAGACUCAAAUAUAAAUUCAAUUGUUGAUGAGGGUGAAAUGAGAUUUAUUCGUGAUAGAAUUGCUAGAGAGCUUAUGCUUAGAUGAACAUUGUUUUUUAUUGUUUCCAAUCUAAAAUUGU